AUGAAGUUGGCCUGGGCAACGGCGGUCCUUCUCCUGGGCUCCCAGGGUGUGACCUCUUUAUCUAUUCCAUUUACUUCUGAAUCCGAUCUCAUUGAGCGCGAUGCCGAUCCAGCACUAGUCGAUGCGCAAUUCGUCGACCUCGAAAAACGACGCGGUGGUGGAGGUGGCGGUGGACGGAGUGGAGGAGGCUCCAGUUCCGGUUCCAGUUCCAGCUCCAGUGGAAGCAGUGGAGGCAGCUCUGGUAGUUCUUCCAGCAGUUCUUCCAGUGGCUCUAGUCGGGGAGGGACCACCAGCAGUGGUAGUUCGAGCUCGUCCAGCAACCGAGGCGGCUCGUCCAGCGGAGGCUCUGGGGUUUCCCCAUCCUUCGGCGGCGGCAGGUAUGAUUACAGCAAUCCUUCUCACGGCACAAUCUAUGGCUCCUCUCGGAGUGGCAGUAGUGGUGGAUCUUUGUGGCCCUGGAUGUGGAAUUCAGGGUCCAGCAGGACCACCGGCGCGAAGUCCCCUAAAAGAAAGACCCCUAAAGCUAAGACAUUCGGCAACAACAGAUAUUAUGCAGGCGGCGCCCGAAGUCCCUAUACGGCCGGUUCCAGAUCAGCAUCGGGCAUCACGCCCUUCCUUUUGCCAGCCGCCGCGCUGGCAUUCUUCCCUGGCGUGUGGCUCUUAGGGGCAUACGCCUACCCUUAUGGCCACCCCUAUUACUAUCAAGACAAUACCAGCCACCGGAACCAGUCGCUGCCCGUGGUCUGCCUCUGUGAGGAGAACCAGGAGUGUGGCUGUGAUGAUAACAACAACAGCACCUACUACGAGUCUUUGUUCAACGGUACCCAGCCACAUAACACGUCCGUCGCCCGAGUGGUCAAUGUCAAUGGUACCGAGAAGAUCGUGAUCAACGGGACUUUGGCCAAUGGCACGACUGCCGACGACGGGACCACGAGUUCCUCCACCUCGGGGGCUGCCCCGGGUCCUCUGGUGACUCUGAUCAAUGCUAGCGGGUACUGGGUGAUGGUGGCCGUGGUUGCAGCGACCGUGUGGUCAUUCUAA
Penicillium daleae is the source of this 1041-nucleotide messenger RNA. RefSeq lists its product as uncharacterized. The transcript has a single exon. NCBI's taxonomy places the organism in Eukaryota, Fungi, Ascomycota, Eurotiomycetes, Eurotiales, Aspergillaceae. The record is from RefSeq and is a predicted model, not a curated record. The coding region runs from base 1 to 1041 and encodes 346 amino acids.